CGAGACUCAAGAUUUAUCAUAAGCGUCUCAGAACUGCUUGUUCCAUCGCUAUGGAAGAGGAUAGCAAUGUUUCCACAACAUUCUGCCCAGGUUCGGUCAAAGAACACGAAGAAGAAUUAUUGACUGGCAGAUCCUACACACAUUACAGUGCGGUCCCCAAGAAUGUGACGACAACUUCAUCAGUCAACAUCAACCCAGGCACCCCGUGUGUUCUUGGUGUAGAUGAGGCUGGGAGGGGACCAGUAAUUGGGCCGAUGAUCUACGGAGUGUUCUAUCUUCCGGCGGAUAUUGAACAAUCGUUGCUCGCCACAACUCAUCACUUUGACGACUCGAAAGUCCUUACUCCGGCAGUGAGAGCGGCUCUGAUGCAAGCAGUGUGCACGCAAGGCACAGAUCUCUUCGAGUCAUGUGGCUGGGCGGUUAAGUCCCUCAGCGCCCCCGAUAUCGGUGCUGGCAUGCUCAAGAAUGGUGGAUCGUAUAACCUCAACGCCCAAGCAAUGGAUGCCACGGUCGAGUUGAUCCGUGGAGUGAUCCAGCAAGGUGUAAAUGUGACAGAGUUAUACGUUGAUACCAUCGGGAGACCCGAGACCUAUCAGAAGAAGUUGCAGCUCAUCUUUCCAACUGUCAAAGUUCGGGUGGAAAAAAAGGCCGACAGCCUUUACCCAUGCGUCAGUGCUGCCAGCGUAGUGGCAAAGGUCACAAGGGACGUCAGCUGCGAAGACCUUCUCGAGGCAUAUGUUCGACAGCAAGAGCUGUCGCCUGAAGACGAGGCUGUAUCCUGGGGGUCUGGCUAUCCGUCUGAUGCCAGGUGUGUCUCAUGGCUCAAGGCUGCCAUUGACCCGAUCUGGGGUUUUGGUAACGAGUGUCGAUUCAGUUGGGGCACGGUAAAAGACAUGCUUGACCAGAAAGGCGGAUCAGUCAAACGCACAGAUUGGCCGGCAGACAGCGAACAAGAUAACAUGAGACUGUCCACUUAUUUUGCACAGGAUGGCGCUUCUGGGCCGAAGAACGAAGGUGACGAACUGCGGACGUGGUUUGGAAGUUCUAUUGGCCAAGAAGCAUUCUAAGAUGAAACGGCGACCAUUUUCCGCCUUGAAACCGACGGACAAACCGCCUUGCACUACACACAAGCAGAAGCAACAUUAUAACUUUGAUUUUGUCCACAGCCCUUUCAACGUACCUUCAAGACCUGGCAGGUUGGCGGGGCCGUCAUAGAUAUCUCGCUCUGCAGCUCUUGUGUUGACAUGAAUUGCGCCGAGAUCAGAAACUUUGGCGGCUCCGAGCAAUCGACAGGCGGUGGCAGUUUCGUCCCGGAGAAUUUCUAAUACUCGUUCUACGCCUUCAACACCGCCGGCUGCCAGGCCGAAAAGAGCAUUGCGACCAAUUCCGACGGCUUUGGCACCAAGUGCCAGUGCCUUGACGACAUCGGUGCCUCGCUUGAUGCCGCCGUCCACCACGACGUCCAAUUUGGUCAAGACCUCUGGACAGUACUUGCGAAUUUCGAGAAGAGUAUGGAUCGAGGGUGGGGCAGUGUCAACAGCUCUCCCGCCGUGGUUGGACAGGAUGAUCCCCUGGACCUGUGGAGUAUGUUGGGCAGCGAUGUAGGCAUCUUCAUGGGUUUGUAAGCCUUUCAGGAUGACGGGUUUGCUAGUGUGUUUCUUCAACCAGGGUAGGGUUUCCUGCCAUGUCAAGGUUGGAUCGGUGCCAAAAAACAAGGAUUGGCCAAUACCACCACCACCUUUCAACUCGGUGCCUCCAGCGUCCUUGACCACCUGGCUCGUGUCUUCAAGGCUGAACUUUCCCUUUUCGUCAUGCUCUCUCUUUCCGGGCACAGGGGCAUCCAGAGUCAAGCAGAUGAACUUGAUGGCAUCCAAUUUGUUAAUUCUCGCGAGCAUAUCUUCCGACUUUUUGCGUUCCGACUGGACGUAUAGUUGCCAACCAAACACCUGAUUGGGGCCUGCGUCCUUGAUGAUUUGUUCAGGAGUCAUACUAGCAUUAUUGGAAAUCAUCUGCAUGGCGCCAAACUUUUUGGCAGCCUGAGCAAUACCCCAUUCUCCAUCUGGGUGUGCCAGCCUGGCCAUGGCAGCUGGAGAGAUAAAAAUGGGAAGUUGGAGGUGAAGGCCAAGGAAGGUUGUGCUAAGAUCACAUUCUUUACAGUCGACAAAGACGCGGGGGCGAAGCAAAAUCUGGCGGUAGACUUGGUUGUUGUGUUGUUUGCUGUAGAGGUCGUCUGCGGCAGAAUAGUAGUAGGCCCAGCCCUUCUUUGACAUCUUCUUUGUCGCCGCGGCUUCGAUCUCGUCCAUAUUCAGCAGAGCAGCGAGAGGUAAUUCGAGCUCGGUGUCAGGUUGGGGACCGACAUCCUUUGCAGCUUUUACUGCCUCUGGAAGGGACUUGGGAUCGAUGGGUCCAAUUCGUGCCGACUCAGGAAGAUUCUCUUCCAACGUGCCAGGAGGAUGGAUCGGAUCGUAAUCUUCGGUAGCAUCUUUGCCUGCGAGCUUGAGGAUAAUGGAGGAGCCGCCAGGAUGUUGGGGAAGAAAGUCUGUCACAUCCCAGACGUUUCCAUAGAGGAUAACCCAGC
Exophiala mesophila is the source of this 2578-nucleotide messenger RNA. RefSeq names its product ribonuclease HII. Bases 51 to 1067 code for a protein of 338 amino acids. NCBI's taxonomy places the organism in Eukaryota, Fungi, Ascomycota, Eurotiomycetes, Chaetothyriales, Herpotrichiellaceae. Gene Ontology annotation, biological process: mismatch repair; DNA replication, removal of RNA primer. Gene Ontology annotation, molecular function: RNA binding; RNA-DNA hybrid ribonuclease activity. The record is from RefSeq and is a predicted model, not a curated record. The transcript has a single exon. Gene Ontology annotation, cellular component: ribonuclease H2 complex.